Molecule: messenger RNA, 1119 nt
Organism: Phytophthora infestans T30-4
Lineage: Eukaryota; Oomycota; Peronosporomycetes; Peronosporales; Peronosporaceae
Exons: 2
Coding region: 1-1119 (372 amino acids)
Source: RefSeq, a predicted model, not a curated record
AUGCUAGACGGUACGGCGACGACCAUCACGGGCGGAGCGACGUCUGUCAACGUGAAUUUUUGCAACUUUGACAGCUCCAAGAACGGCACGUACGCCUUAAACUUCGGUGUAUCAUCCCUCCCGAGCUGCGAUGUCAAGAACGAGACGCUGCCUACACUCGCGUCGCUCGUAGCGGCCGACGGGUGCACGCCGGACACUUGCGCCGUGACCGUCAACUUCGAAUCGGCAUUGGACUGGGCCGUCGCAUUGCAGAACAACGGAGUAACCAACACUUUAACGGCGCAGCUCACAGCAGGUGGCAAUAGCGACACUGUGACAAUCGCCACGUUCGAGACGACGGCGGCCGCCGUCAUGAACAGCGGCACGGCCAGCGUCUCGGUAUGCGCCACCGAAGUGGACAUCAGUGGCUCGAGGUUCUCGAGCAUUUCCAGUUGCAACAUGGCACAAAUCUGCAGAGGAGCCGGCACCGACACGACGUGCACUAUAGAGCUGAUGAAGGACGCAGAGGUGACCGACGUAAGUUGCGGCGGAGAGAACUGCUCGGGUAAAGUGGCGUUGAGUCAGCCGCUGCCCUGUGACGGCAGUACGGGAGACGCUACGGCGCUCAUUGUGGGCGUCACAGUAGCCAGCAGUACCCAGUCAAACCUCGUGAGUGUGGGCAGUAUGGCGGCGCCGAACUUUACGAUCGGAGACGUCAGAGGAUUAAACGUCGGCAGCUCGGAACUGGUGCUGACAACGGACACUUUCUGUGCCUCUUCAAGUAUCCAACUGAACGUGACGGUGGAAGACGAGACUGUGGAAGUCAGUAGUGUGAAUUCUAUGACUAAUGGAACGGUAGUGGUGGAGCUCGCCUCGCCUUUAAGCAGCGAGCUUACGGGCGAGGAUAUUGAGCUCUCGCUCUCACAGUGUGGCGACGACGCUGUUGCAGGCUCUACAGGCUCCAUAUCGACGCAAGAGGAGAACUCGGACUCGGGACUCUCCGGAAGUAUCGUGGUAGGCAUUAUCAUUGCCGCAGUGGCACUCGCUGGCUUUGUAUUCGAGUACGUCCAUCACAAGAGACGGCAACCAAUGCCUGUAGCUCAAGACUCUUCCGUCAACAACCUCAAUACGCCCGUGUAA